AUGUCAAGUGAACAUUUACCAGGCAAAAAUGAUCAAGCGACUCAUCGAAUCAAACAUCAGUACGCUAGUUAUUCUACGACAAAUUCUCUUCUCUGCACUCUCUGUAAUACCCAGAUCAGGAGCGAGUCACUUUGGAAUCAACACCUUCAGUCAACAGGGCAUACCUUCCAAGCAGGCAAGCAGCAUUCAAUAGCUUUGGAGGAACCGGAAACUACAGAAAGAUCACUCAACAACGAUUUCAACAAAAAGAAAAGAAAGGCCAGUGUUGAAGAAGACAGCUCAUCACUUAAGCGAUCAAAACUAGAAAUUGAAUUACUCGAGAAUUCUUCUGUUUCAAACCCCGAAUUCCAUGUCGAGCAGUUACCAAUCAGUGCUAGAACCUUUUCACAAACAGCAGUUCCUGAUGGUGCUAACAAUUUUGAGUCAAUGAUCGAUGAGGAUGAAUGGGCUGCAUUCGAGGCCGAUGUUGCUCUAGAUAAAACAGGAGAAAGACUAUCUGACUGGGUCAUAUCGGCGCCUCCAGUCAAAUUAGCUGAAGAUAUAAAGAAAGCUAAUCCAGAAAAUGAAUAUCUACAAAGAAAAGAACAGUUAGAACAACAGAUUGAGGCUGACAAGGAAGAUGCUUUGCAGAAAAUUGAAGAAGAAUACGAAAAAAUGGAAAAUCUUGAGGCAAGGGUGAAACGCUUGCGAGCUAGAAGAGAAGAGUUACGGAAAAGUGAAUAUGCAAUGAUUCGCAAAGAGGGACCUCCCAUAUUACCAAAUUUAACACCUUCCGAGGAGAGUGAGAGUGAUUACGACGACGAUGACGAUGGAUGGUAUGAUUUCAGGUUAAUGUGA
Blumeria graminis f. sp. triticale is the source of this 837-nucleotide messenger RNA. The record is from the annotation of a GenBank genome assembly. NCBI's taxonomy places the organism in Eukaryota, Fungi, Ascomycota, Leotiomycetes, Helotiales, Erysiphaceae.